CGCGGAACUCAACACUAAACACUGAACACUGAAUACUAAACACAAGCCAACAUAAACACACGAGCGGAGAAGCAGACAGACGGACAUUAUAAGCGCUCAUAUCAUCACACAUGAUCGGUUAUAAACUCUGAUGAGGAUCGGGGAUGGACGCGACUGAUGCAGAUCGCCGUGCCCCCGCCAGUCAUCUCCUGCUGGACCAGUUGCCCAGUUAUCAGUCUCUCCUCUACCGGAGGAAGUCCAGCGCCAGCGGCAGUGCCAGGAGGAGGGGCAGUGGGCGUGGCAGACAGCCAUCUCUCAUCAGUGGAAAAUGGGCGGAGCAGAAGGUGGUUCACAGUGGGGAGGACCUCCGACCUGUGAGAGAGCUUCCCAAAAGCAUGGAGGAUAAACGGCAGGAGAAGGAGCAGCGUCUUCAGCAGGGUGGCGCUCUUACCGGCUGGGGUUUGUGGAGACUGAACGUCCAUCGAUCUCUGAAGCGUCUGAAGGAGGAUGGGAUGGAUGUCCUUUCCUCGUUCCAGCUCUGGAGAGCAGACAUUCACGUCAUCGAGGGGAUGUUUGGGACAGGAAUUCUCUCGUAUUUUUCAUUCCUGAGGUUUCUGGUCCUGCUGAACUUCAUCAUCUUUCUGCUGAUGUUUGUUUUUGUGAUGCUGCCAGUGAUUAUCACAUCACACACAUCAUUUAACAUCACCUACAGCAGCGCUGAUGUGAGCGAGUGCAGUUAUUAUCCAGUGACCUCUCGUCAGGGUUUGGUGGUUUUUCAUCAGCACAUCACAGAUUUGUUGUCAGGAACAGGGUUUCUGGAGCAGACCUAUCUCUUCUAUGGUUACUAUAAUCUGGAGUUCAUUCAUUCGGGCUUCACCUACAACCUGCCACUAGCGUACCUGCUCACCACCAUCUCAUAUCUUCUGUUGAGUCUCAUCUGGAUAGUUAAGAGGUCUGCGGCUGGUUUUAAACGCAAACUCGUACAAGACGAGGACCGUUUCCAGAGUUUCUGCAAUAAGGUUUUUGCCGGCUGGGACUUCUGCAUCACGAAUGAGAACGCAGCGCGCCUUAAACAAAGCAGUUUACUUUACGAGCUGAAGACGGAUCUAGAAGAGGAACGCAUCAAGCGUAAGAUGGCGAACCGCACGCGGGGUGAGAGAUGUCGCAUCUACAUGCUAAGAGCCGCUCUCAAUCUGUUCGUCGUGGCCGUUUUGAUCUCCUGCUUCUACUGCAUCUACAUCGCCACUGUAUUCUCACAGCGACAGCAGAAAAAGGAUCACAGUAACUUCAUGUUGGAGCUGAUCGUGGAGUAUUUGCCCUCCAUUGUCAUCACUCUGGCUAAUUUCAUAACCCCGCUGAUCUUCAGCCUCAUCAUCAGCUUUGAGGAUUACUCGCCUGCCUUUGAGAUUCGCUUCACAUUGAUGAGGUGUGUGUUCAUGCGACUGGCCAGCAUCGGUGUCCUGCUGUUCUCAUUGUGGACUCAAAUUACGUCAAAUUGUCCUGAUUGUCCCUGUGGCUACAACCAUAACAGUUACCCUUGCUGGGAGACUCAUGUGGGACAGGAAAUGUACAAGCUGGUGAUUUUUGACUUCUUGAUCAUCGCUGCCGUCACCAUCUUUGUUGAAUUUCCACGAAAAAUCAUUGUGAACUAUUGUGACUGUGGCUUGGCCAAGUGGUGGGGUCAGCAGGAAUUCGCCAUCCCUCAGAAUGUUCUGGAGAUAGUUUACGGUCAAACCAUCUGCUGGAUCGGCACGUUUUACUGUCCUUUACUUCCUGCCAUCAACACGGUUAAAUACUUCAUGGUUUUUUACCUCAAGAAGGUGUCACUGAUGAACAACUGUCGUCCUGCCACACGGCCAUUUCGAGCUUCUAGUUCCAACUUCUUCUUCCUGGUGGUGUUAUUAAUUGGUUUGGCUCUUGCGUGUGUUCCUGUAAUCGUCAGUAUCGCACAUAUCCACCCGUCACGGGCGUGCGGUCCGUUUGUGAACUACACCUCAUCAUGGGAGGUUGUUCCUCGUGUGAUUUCUCAUCUGCCUUACGGCCUGCACUCCUUCCUGUUGGCGCUCGCAUCAGAAGCCUGCGCGGUUUCUCUCUUCGUCAUUACCUGUCUGGGGAUGUUUUAUGUGAUAGCAUUGGCUGGAGCUCAUAAGCGUGUUAUCGAGCAGCUCAGGGAUCAGUUGGCUAUGGAGGGUCGUGAUAAGCGUUUCCUCAUUCAGAAGUUGUGUCAGGCCCAGCAGGAAUUAUUCGCUCGAUCUCCGGAGCAGAAGUCACUACAGAACCGCCGUGACCGCACUGGGCUGUUUUUCCUGGAGCCGUCAGCAGUGCUGGAGACGCAUGCGUGAGCGUCUCGAGUCAUCCGUUCUCUGUCACCCUCCGUGGACCCUAACGCUCUUACCGUUGUAAAUGACAUAAUCACACGUAAAGCUGCUCUGCAAUACACUAACACAAAACACUUUACCUGUUUACUACAUUUGCUCCUCAGUGUCUUAUUAUUGGGGUUUUGUGAGUUUGUGAAUUUUGUGUGGCAUUGUUGGUUUCGUUGAUUUUAUUCUCGUUUUGCCUGUUUGAAAAACAUAUUUGUUGCAACGAGAUCAGACCACCAACUGUGACUGAUUGACUGAUACUCUUGAACUUGCAAGUCUAACACUAUUUUCAGUAUGUAAACCAGUUUUGUUGACUUAAAUGCAUUAAUAUGUAGUCUAAAACAAGAAAUUCUUACCAAAACUUUCAUCAGAAUACCUGGCUUUAGUAUUUCUGGCUGUGUGUUUUUAUUUUAAAAUCUUAUUAAAUGCACUUUUAAAUGUGUUCCUAUCAGAAAAUGAGUGGCCAGUGUGUGUGCGCAGAAACAUCCUGUAAUUAUACAAAUCCAUCUAUUCUUCUUUGUGUCAAUCUCUUUUAAACAUUGAUUAAGCCCAACCCAUGACCGCUCACAGACUCCGCCUUAUGAGCACGUAGUUCAACCUUCUGCCAGAGACGCAUGUUUUGAUGUUGUCCAAAGCAGAUGUGACUUUACAUAUGAGGAGGGGAACAAAAGCUUUUUUGCAUUUAAAGAAACACACACAAAAGCAGCGCGUUUUUCAUUGCAGCCAUAAAUGGUCAUGUUUAACAUCAUAUAAUGAAAGAUCUGUGGUGUAUUUUGAGAUGAAACUUUACAGACACAUUCUAGGGAUACCAAAAACUAUUUUUAUAUUACUGAUCACACCUAGGAUAGGGGGCCUUUAAAGGCGCUCUAAGCGAAUUUGCGCAUUUUAGGCCAUAAAACAUUUUUUGUUUCAUACAGUAAACAUCUCCUCACUAUCUGCUAGCUGCCUGUCCCCUGAACACACUGUAAAAAACGCGGUCUCUGUAGACAGCCCAGGCUCCACAAACUGCAACAAAAACAAAGUGGUCAAACCUACCAACACGAAACAUACCAAACGUGUUCCAGCCAAAAUACACGACAAAAAGAAUUUGGGAGUGAGGGUUGGGCACGUUCAUGGCUCUUUCAGAAAGGGAGGGGGAGGAGGAGGAGUUGAUUAGGUUGACAACACUUCGAACGUCAACAAGAAGUGACGUCACAAAGAUUCGCUUAGAGCGCCUUUAAGUAAUUGAACCACACACACACAUUUUUUUUUUUAUGAUACUUUCUGGUUGUUUAGGGCUCUUUUUGUGAGAAAUAAAACAUUUGCAUCAAA
Molecule: messenger RNA, 3653 nt
Organism: Misgurnus anguillicaudatus (oriental weatherfish)
Lineage: Eukaryota; Metazoa; Chordata; Actinopteri; Cypriniformes; Cobitidae
Product: transmembrane channel-like protein 7
Cellular component (GO): plasma membrane
Molecular function (GO): mechanosensitive monoatomic ion channel activity
Source: RefSeq, a predicted model, not a curated record